UCAUUCUGAUUGUUAAAGUGACACCAUGAACGCCUAAAACUCUCUCUCUCUCUCUCUCUCUCUCUCUCUCUCUCUCUGAACUAGGAGAUAUUAUCCAUGGCAAUUCAGUCUGGUCUUAACACUGCUUUCUUUUGUUCUUCAUUUCCUUCCCACAAACCCAGUUUAUCUCCAUUCAGAACCAUCCUUCUUCCCAAACCCAAACAUAUCUCCAUAGAUUCCCCACUCAUUUUCUCAAGAACUCGAAGAGCAGUCCCGGAGGCACUCACGGCUGAACCAGCCACUGAAACAGAAACUCAGCAAGAACCUCAGGAAGCUAAGGUGACGGUGAAGCAAUUGGAGAAGCCGAGACUGGUGCUCAAGUUCGUAUGGAUGGAGAAGAACAUAGGACUAGCUCUUGAUCAUGUCAUACCCGGGCAUGGAACAGUACCUCUCAGUCCUUACUUCUUUUGGCCAAGAAAGGAUGCAUGGGAAGAGCUCAAGACCACUUUAGAGAGUAAGCCAUGGAUAUCCCAGAAGAAGAUGAUUAUACUUCUUAAUCAGGCUACUGAUAUCAUAAAUUUGUGGCAGCAAAGUGGUGGCAAUCUAAAUGCAUAAACUAAUAAUGCAGGUUACACUUUUGAAUUUUUUUUUUAUAUCAUUUUGUGUUGAUUUGCUUUUCCUGCUGAAAAAUCAGAUUUUGGUGUUUAUUUAUUAUUAUACAAUGUUACUGUCACUCCAACUGUCUUUAGAGGUCUCCAUUGCUAGUUUCUUCUCUUGGAGCAAGCUAGACCGCAGUAUUUUCUUGUAUUAUCAAUUAUGUUAGAGCUAAUUAACUGACUUAUAUGUUAUGGGACAUUUACGGCCUUGCACAAUACAUUUCUCUCCUAGUUAAAAGGAGAACAAU
Messenger RNA from Carica papaya (papaya), 883 nucleotides. It is a transcript of the gene PSRP3/1, whose product is annotated as Ribosomal protein PSRP-3/Ycf65. Gene Ontology annotation, molecular function: structural constituent of ribosome. The record is from RefSeq and is a predicted model, not a curated record. Gene Ontology annotation, biological process: translation. NCBI's taxonomy places the organism in Eukaryota, Viridiplantae, Streptophyta, Magnoliopsida, Brassicales, Caricaceae. Gene Ontology annotation, cellular component: ribosome.